Messenger RNA from Aspergillus nomiae NRRL 13137, 3358 nucleotides. RefSeq names its product nuclear import receptor MTR10. Gene Ontology annotation, biological process: protein import into nucleus. The transcript is spliced from 8 exons. Gene Ontology annotation, molecular function: small GTPase binding. The annotation marks the transcript as partial. The record is from RefSeq and is a predicted model, not a curated record. NCBI's taxonomy places the organism in Eukaryota, Fungi, Ascomycota, Eurotiomycetes, Eurotiales, Aspergillaceae. Gene Ontology annotation, cellular component: nuclear membrane; cytoplasm.
GCUGACCCCUCAUCUCCGUUUCUUCUUCUCCCCCAACCAAAACAUCCCACUCCAAUCGACGAUGGCCAGCAAGGAGGGAACCGCAGGACAGGCCUUUGGCCCUGUUCUAGCUGCGGUCGCUACAAUGCAGGGAAAUGUUUCCAGAACUGAGAAGGCGCAUGCUCAUGAGUUUCUCGAGAAAUUCCAGAAAUCAGUUGAAGCCUGGACAAUUACCCAUGAAUUAUUGCAGUCUCCCGAUGUUCCUGUCGAGGCCAAGUUGUUCGCUGCGACCACGUUGAAGGGAAAGAUCAUGUUCGAUCUAGAUCAACUGCCCGCUGAGUCUGUGCCGGCUCUCAGGGACUCGGUAAUGAAUCUCCUCGUCGCCUUUGCAUCGGGCCCUCGCCCCAUUCAAACACAACUAUGCGUAUGUUUGGCGAGCCUCGCCAUUCAGAUGACUGGGUGGAAAGAUGUCCUCGCUACUGUCGGCUCAGCACUGGGGAGUAAUGCUGGUGAUUGCGUGUUGGAAUUUCUGAGAAUCCUUCCGGAGGAGGUCACAGAAGGUCGCAAAAUCAAUCUGAGUGAAGACGACCUCAUCCUCAGAACGAAAGAACUCUUGGAAGACAAUGCAGAGCAAGUGAUGCAUCUUCUAAUUCAGUAUGCUCAAUCAUCACCCACUGCAUCUACCAAUCCUCGUCUCCUGGACUGCAUCACAUCUUGGAUGCGCGAGAUCCCCGCUUCGAAGAUUGUCGAAUCGCCCCUGUUGGAUGUCAUUCUAAAGGCACUUGACGAUGACGUGUCAUUUGAAGCCGCGGUAGAGAGUGUUUGCACUCUCUACAGAGAUACUCGAGAAGUGGACGAGUCACUGCCGAUUAUACAGACCUUGUAUCCGCGCCUGAUGUCCCUUCGUCCAAAGAUCGCCGAGGCUGCGGAGGCCGAGGAUACGGAUGCGUUCAGAGGCAUUACCAGGCUUUUUGCGGAGGCUGGUGAGGCUUGGGUUGUUCUGAUCGCCCGCUUACCGUCCGAUUUCCGGGGCCUCGUAGAGGCUGUCCUAGAAUGCUGCGCACGAGACUGGGAACGCGACGCCGUUUCACUAACUUUCGUGUUUUGGUAUGAACUGAAGCAGUAUGUCACGCUGGAGCGGUAUGCCGAUGCACGGGUAAGCUACAGUGACGUCUUCUCCAAGCUGGUGGAUGUUAUGGUCAAGCACCUUGAGUACCCCCGCCCAGAAGAGGGUGAGACCGAUCUGUUUGGUGGGGACCGGGAACAGGAAGAGAAAUUCCGUCACUACCGACACUCGAUGGGAGAUGUCCUCAAAGAUUGCUGUGCUGUGAUCGGAGUGACGGAAUGUUUGUCCAAGGCUUAUCAGUUAAUCCAACAGUGGAUUUCCAAUUACGCUUCCCAAGCUAGCGAUGAACAUGUUCCAAAUUGGCAAGAACUUGAAGCGCCGCUCUUCAGCUUGAGAGCUAUGGGCCGUAUGGUUGACCCUGAAGAAAGCCAUGUUCUCCCGCAGGUAAUUCCUCUGAUAACACAAAUACCAAACCAAGAAAAGGUUCGAUUCCAGGCCAUCAUGGCCUUAGCUCGCUAUACGGAAUGGACAGCACAGCACCCGGAAACUCUCGAGGCACAGCUGAACUAUGUUAUUUCUGGAUUUCAGCACAGCUCCCCGGAAGUUGUUCAGGCCGCAGCUCUGGCUUUCAAGUUCCUGGGUACUGACUGUCAAAAACUGCUCGGAGGACACAUUGCUCAACUUCAUUCGUUCUAUGAGUCUGUUAUUGAUAAGUUGAAGCCAGCAAGCCAAGAGGAGGUAACUGAGGGUGUGGCGGCUGUGGUUGCAGUGCAGCCACUUGAGAAGAUCUAUGAGACGAUGAAAAUGUUCUGCGACCCGAUCAUGGCUAGAAUCAUGAACUUGGCGAACAAUGCGAAGGACGAACAGGGCCAACGGGCUGUCGCUGACCAUCUCCAAUUGAUUACGAUCUUCGUGCUAGUGGUGAAUCCAUAUGUUUCGCCCCGCGAGGAAAAUCCCGCUGUCAAAUAUUGUGGCGAGGUCUUGCCCAUCAUGACGACUAUUGUCAUGAACUUUACUUCAUCUACUCCCAUUUUGGAGCGGGUGUGCCGCUGCUGGAGAAACAUGCUUAUUUCCUACCGAACAGCCAUGACUCCAUUAUUGCCUACACUAGCAGAGAGCCUCGCAAAUGGAUUCCAAGCGUCACGAGAAGGAUGCUUCUUGUGGGCCACUGAUGCAGUUGUGCGGGAAUUUUCUGAAGGUGCUGACCUCGUCGAUCCAGGCACGAGUCGUGCCGUCUUCCAAUUUUACGAGCAACAGGCGAUCGCAUUCUUGCGUAUUCUCAAUGACUUGCCCCCCGAGAACCUACCUGACGUGAUUGAGGACUUCUAUCGUCUUUCUUCGGAUGCAGUUCGGUACUACCCCAAAGAGUGUAUUACCUCGUCUCUCUCUGUGCCGAUCUUCUCCGCAGCCCUGAGCGCCCUUACUUUGCAGCAGAUCGACCCUCUUAUUGCCACAUUACAUUAUUACCAUGACCUGUUUAGCUUCGCUUUCGAAAAGCCCGCAGUGUCCGAAUUCACCACCUCUGAUGGGAAUUCGUAUAUGAAUCCUCCGGAAAUUCGUGAGGCAGUCAAGCAGUUGAUUGCGUCUCAGGGACAAGUGCUUUCGCAACGAAUUCUAACAGGAAUGUUGUUCUCGUUCCCCGCAGAAUGUUUCCCAGAUGCGUCCGGUGUGAUGAUGUCACUCUUCGACUUGAUGCCACAGGAGGCCGGGGCUUGGUUUCAAUCCACUCUCCAGAUGCUGCCAGCGGGUACGAUGAAGGCUGGUGAGGCCGAGCGGCUACUGAAGGGGAUAUCCGAUCGGGUACAAUCGGGCGAAAUCCGCAAAAUUCGUACUCUUUUACAAGACUUUACGAAUUCCUAUCGGCGACGAAAUGUGGCACCUCGAGAAGGGCUGGGCCGGUUGGAGGCCACCCGGUUCCGGUUUAGCGGAUAAGUUCAUCAUCGGCCAGGACUCAACAAGUCAAAAACAGCUCAGCUGAGGAGGUCGGGACUGGGCGAUGCUCAUCGCCCGCCCAUGACUGGCCCCUGUGGCGGAUUGGGGGAAAACGCCAAUCAUGCAAUUUAGUGCACUCCAUGGGAUCAGCAAGCAAUACAGUACACGAAACGUUGAGAAGCAGCCCCCCGACUAAGAAAAAUACAAACCAUAGAUUACCCCAGUACCUGUAUAUGACUACGUUUAGUUCAUGCGGUCCCUUCGCAUGACGCUUGAUGGAUAAUUCCGCAGUCACUGGGUCGGGGACAGCGAUACAGUCGCAAUAGCCCAUUGUAAUACAUCAGUAUAAUAGUGAAAAUUUAUGAUUGGAAGAUGUAGACA